AUGGCCGACCUAGCGAGCCGUAUCACCAAGCCAGACGGUGAACCUGCCGACACCACCACUGCUGCUGCUCCUGCCGCCGCUCCUGCUCCCGCUGAUGACCAGCAGACUGAUGGUGCCGUCGAGCAGCUUGGCGGGUCGGGCCUGCAGGAGCCCGACUACGAAGUCGAGGUUUCUCUGAGUGCCCUCCAGGACAAUGCCGCUACGCCUUUCUACUCUGCCUCGUCUUGGCAAGACCUCGGUCUCUCCGAGGCCAUACUCAAGGGUCUCAUGGCCCUCAACUUUCUCAAGCCUUCCAAGGUUCAGGGCAGGUCGCUGCCCCUCAUGCUCAGCGACCCCCCAAGGAACAUGAUGGCCCAGUCCCAGUCGGGAACGGGAAAGACGGCUGCCUUUGUCACCGCCAUACUGUCGCGCGUCGACUUCAGCAAGCCUGAUCAGCCCCAGGCCCUCGUUCUCGCCCCCAGCCGUGAGCUGGCCCGUCAGAUUGAGGGUGUCGUCCGCGCCAUCGGACGCUUCAUCCCCGAGCUCAAGAUCGCUCCUGCCGUCCCCGGUGCCCUGGCUCAGGGUGAGCCCGUCAAGGCCUCCGUCAUCGUCGGUACCCCUGGCCGUGUCAUGGACAUUACCCGUCGUAAGCAGCUCGAUGUGUCCCAGCUCAAGGUCCUGGUCCUCGAUGAGGCCGACAACAUGCUCGACCAGCAGGGUCUGGGCGACCAGUGCAUGAGGACCAAGGUUUUGCUUCCCAAGGAUAUCCAAGUUCUUCUGUUUUCCGCCACCUUCCCCGACAAGGUUAACAACUACGCCGUCAAGUUUGCGCCCAACGCACACUCACUCAAGCUCCAGCGUAGCGAGCUUACCGUCAAGGGCAUCUCCCAGAUGUUCAUCGACUGCCCCAAUGACAACACCAAGUACGACAUUCUCUGCCGCCUUUACGGUCUCAUGACCAUUGGCCAGUCUGUCAUUUUCGUCAGGACGCGAGACAGCGCCACCAAGAUCCAGGAGCGCAUGAUGGCGGAUGGCCACAAGGUCUCUGCCCUGCAUGCAGCCUUCGAUGGAAACCAGCGCGACGAGCUCCUGGCUAAGUUCCGGUCGGGCGAGACCAAGGUUCUCAUCACGACCAACGUGCUCGCGCGAGGCAUCGAUGUCUCGUCAGUGUCCAUGGUCAUCAACUACGACAUCCCCAUGAAGGGCCGCAACGAUGAGGAGCCCGACAUGGAGACAUACCUGCACCGCAUCGGUCGCACGGGCCGCUUCGGACGCGUCGGCGUCAGCAUCAGCUUCGUCUACGACAAGAAGAGCUUCGACGCCCUGAGCAAGAUCUCCACCCACUUCGGCAUCGACCUGGUCAAGCUCGACACAGACGACUGGGACGAGGCCGAGGAGCGCGUCAAGGAGGUCAUCAAGAAGAACAGGGCCCAGGCCGCCUACGCGCCCAACGCCCUGGACGUCAAGCCGGCCGAAGCCGCCGACGCUGCCGCCGCUUAG
This is a messenger RNA of Geosmithia morbida, 1479 nucleotides long. Its product is annotated as ATP-dependent RNA helicase DDX19/DBP5. Gene Ontology annotation, molecular function: ATP binding; RNA helicase activity; RNA binding. Lineage: Eukaryota; Fungi; Ascomycota; Sordariomycetes; Hypocreales; Bionectriaceae. Gene Ontology annotation, biological process: poly(A)+ mRNA export from nucleus. The transcript is spliced from 4 exons. The record is from RefSeq and is a predicted model, not a curated record. Bases 1 to 1479 code for a protein of 492 amino acids. Gene Ontology annotation, cellular component: cytoplasmic stress granule; nucleus.